Molecule: messenger RNA, 1125 nt
Organism: Cavia porcellus (domestic guinea pig)
Lineage: Eukaryota; Metazoa; Chordata; Mammalia; Rodentia; Caviidae
Gene: Bcl2l10
Product: BCL2 like 10
Exons: 2
Coding region: 26-574 (182 amino acids)
Biological process (GO): intrinsic apoptotic signaling pathway in response to DNA damage; extrinsic apoptotic signaling pathway in absence of ligand; regulation of apoptotic process
Cellular component (GO): mitochondrial outer membrane
Molecular function (GO): protein homodimerization activity; protein heterodimerization activity
Source: RefSeq, a predicted model, not a curated record
GCGUGGCCCAGCGCAGCGCGGCAGGAUGGAGGACGCGCUGCGCACGCGCACGGAGCAGGUGUUCGCCGACUACCUGGAGUUCUGCGCGCGCGAGCCCCACACCCCGGGCCUGCGGCCGCGCAACCGGGAGGCGGCCGCGCUGCGCACUGCGGCCGAGGAGCUGCGGCGCACGUACCGGGGCUACUUCGCGCGCUACCAGAACUACAACGGGAACUGCGCAGAGCUGCUAGACACGCUGAUGGACGCGCUGCUGCCCGAAGGCGUCAAUCCCACGUGGCUGCGCAUGGUGACGUGCGCGGCCCUCGCAGGCACGCUGCUGCAGCACCCCGGGAGACGCCAGCCGGAGGAGGUGACCCGCGACUGUGAGCGCCUGGUGGGCCGGCUGACCACGCGGUUUGCGAGGCGGCACCGCGCCUGGCUGGAGUCGCGCGGCGGCUGGGAAGGCUUCUGCCUCUCCCUCCAGGGUCCCUUGCCACUCUCCUACUGGAAAGCACGGCUGUUCCAGACUUUUAUGUCCUGCAUCUUGGCAACGGUCCUCAUCUACUUGUGGACACGAGUCUACCGAUACUUGUAAAAUUUUAAUCCAUUUAGCCCGCACAGCUGACCAGCCAAGUGAUUUUAGCUGCGGGACCAGAAAAACUGAGGAAAAAUUCCCGAGACUGUGACCUGCUUGCCCUGGGGUGUCCUGUGGUUAGGGACGUGACCAGUGAGGACCAGGACCAGUGGCCCUUCUUGGAGCUGGGAGAUGAGAAGUCGGAGGCCCAGUGCUCUGAACCCCUGAGGAAGAACUGGUUCUGUCACCUGGACGCAGUGCCACCCCGUGCCUGCAGCAGAGGCCUGCACUGACGGUUGUGUCCUUGAGAGCCACUUCCUGUGCCAGUGCUCACUUUCCACGCACAUGGCCCAGGCAGAGGAACCCUGCGGUGCCCACAUCUCAGUGCGCCCAGGAACAGAACAGAAACCCUUUCACAAGGAAUUCCCUGAUGUCUCCUCUGAAACCUAAAUCCUUUGAUAUGCAAUUCCUGGAACCCACAGGUUUAGAGUUAAAAGACUAAUUUUUCCUCUGACUUUAAUACAUUUUAAGUAACUUUUAAAGUUUUAAUAAAUAUCAUUUUUAAAAGCUUU